Athene cunicularia (burrowing owl) is the source of this 806-nucleotide messenger RNA. RefSeq names its product dynein light chain roadblock-type 1 (gene DYNLRB1). The record is from RefSeq and is a predicted model, not a curated record. Bases 176 to 367 code for a protein of 63 amino acids. Gene Ontology annotation, molecular function: dynein intermediate chain binding. Gene Ontology annotation, cellular component: cytoplasm; centrosome; cytoplasmic dynein complex. Lineage: Eukaryota; Metazoa; Chordata; Aves; Strigiformes; Strigidae. The transcript has 4 exons. Gene Ontology annotation, biological process: microtubule-based movement.
AAUGAGAGAAGAGUGACGGAAAACUACUGAAAAGGUUAUGCAGAAAAGGUCGUACAGACACUUUGGUGUAUAGAACAGUGCUGAGGUGGAAGAAACACUGAAGCGAAUUCAGAGCCAGAAAGGAGUGCAGGGAAUCAUUGUUGUUAAUUCUGAAGGUAUUCCUAUCAAAAGUACUAUGGACAACUCCACAACAAUUCAGUAUGCGAGCCUCAUGCACAGCUUCAUCAUGAAGGCAAGGAGCACUGUGCGAGACAUUGAUCCCCAGAACGACCUCACGUUCUUGCGGAUCCGCUCCAAGAAAAACGAAAUCAUGGUUGCACCAGAUAAAGACUACUUCCUGAUUGUCAUCCAGAAUCCAACUGAAUGAGUACACUGACUUGGUCUGGUUUUUUCCCUUUAUCCAACUGGGUUUUUUAAUUUAAUGGUGAAGAAUAGAGCAUUAGUGUUAACUCUACUGUGCCACUUCAGUGUGUGGAAAAACUAAAGUUUUUGUUGUUUACAAAGAGAAAAGUGGCACCUUUUUUUUUUUUUUUUUUUAGGAGGAGUUGGUGAAUUAGGCAGUAAAAAAUGUAACAAAUUCUUUUACUGGUUAAGAUAAUAUAAAAUUCUAAUAAUGUUCUAAAAUAUUAUUCUUUGUGUGUUUUCAUGCUUCUGUCACCACUAUUUGAGAUAUGCUUUUACACUAUUACUUCUGAAUGACUGUAAAUAUGAAACUUGCCUAUCCUCUAGUUCUGUCUUAUUCUGUUGGUUUUACAAGUUACUUUGAAAAACUCUGACCAUAUCAAAUUAAAAAGUGUCAUCAGUGA